CUAAGCAUUCACGAAAACAUGAAGAUUCUAACAAACAAUGUGAUAGAGAAUAUAUCGAUCGGUUUACUUGUAAUGGUGUUUUAAAAAUUUUACUAGAUAUGGAAAUGAAUGUAGCAAUGGUUGAUCUCCAGUAUAAUUUAUUUCAUAGAUGUUCAGAUCGAUUUAAUAUAACUGAUAAUGUUAAAGCUGAAAUCCAACAAAAUAUUCAUCAUACACCUGCAGAUAUUUUUAGACAAUUGGAACAACAAAAUCCAAACCUAACACAAAAACAGGAAUAUGAGCAUAAUUAUAAUAAUCAAUUAAAUUCAACAAAAAUUCUUGUAGAAGAAAAUGAACUUAAGAUGAUUUUAAUCAAUGAUCAAGAAAUUAAAUACUUGGGCUUUAUAAUACCGUUCUUUGAAUUAUUAAAAAAUAAUAAUGAAAUUGUUAUAGACGCUACGUAUAAAAUGAAUAUUUUAGGAUAUGAGUUGUAUGCGAUUAUUGGUCAAUAUGAUGAAGCUG
Racocetra persica is the source of this 501-nucleotide messenger RNA. The record is from the annotation of a GenBank genome assembly. Lineage: Eukaryota; Fungi; Glomeromycota; Glomeromycetes; Diversisporales; Gigasporaceae.